AUGGAACUCAUGAAAUCGCAAAUUGAAGGAAUACCUUUCAAAAUAUGUGAAAUUAUUGGCGAGCGUGAUAAUAGCCUACCUAGCUUAUACAUGAUAGUGUGGACCAUGUCACGCUCAGAGAACCAUAUUGAAGAUGAAUCCAAAGUAGAGAAUAAGGAGGAUGAUAUCGAAGUACCUGCACCAGAUGUAGGCUUUGUUGCAGGAGGCAGUAUCCCACCACCACCUAUUGGUGAACCACCAAAAUUCAUUCAGCAUCCACAUAAACCUACGGGUGAAGCCCCAAUUGGAAGGAUUGAGAGAGAAUUUCUUCUUCACAGGAGUAUAAAUCGUGGUGAUAUCACAGAAGUGAAAAAGCUAGUGUUGCAAGACAUCAACAUUAACUACAAGCUCUAUUAUAACACCCCUUUGACCCUGGCAGCCAGGUUAGGUCAUGUUGACAUUCUGAAAGUCCUCAUUGAAGCAAAUGCUGAUGUUGAUAGAGUUGGAUGUGCAAAUAAACUAUGUACUCCAUUGAUAUAUGCUGCAAAAUAUCAUGAGAAUACAUCUACAGCUACUGAGAUGAUUGCUAUAUUGCUUGAAGCUGAUGCUGAUAUAAACAAAGCAGAUAUCUUGAGACGUACACCUCUACACUGGGCAGCAUUUAUAGGUAAUCUAGAGGGAGUGAAGCGUCUGGUAAAUGCAGGUGCUGAUGUUAACAUAGUGGACACACAUGAGAGAACUGCCUUACAUAGAGCAGUAGAGAAUACAACUGCUAACAGAAGUGAUAUUAUAAGGUAUCUAGUCAAUAAUGGAUCUAACAUUGAUGCAAAGGAUAUGGAAGGUUGGACUCCUCUUACUAUAUCUGUCAUAAUGGGUAACCUUGACAACAUAUCUGAACUCCUAUCUUUAGGGUCAAAUGUCAAUUUGAAGGACAAUUUCAAAAGACCCCUUAUAAUGAUAGCACAGGACCCCAUAAACCAACCAAAAAUUGCAGAGCAGUUAAUAGCAACUCGGAUGAUUAACCCAGAUAAAGGAUUUAUGUAUAUUUUCCCAGCAAGGGAUAACAUUAGUAAACAGAAGGCUUGUGACAUCAGUUAUGAUGUCAUGAAGCUAUUACUAAAUUACGGAGCAGACCCUCACUGUUUCGGUUCACUUGGAGGUCAUGGAUUUUUCCCGUCAGCAUUUUACCAUGCAGUUAUGCAUCUCGAUAUAUCAUGUGCUAUGCUCCUUAUAGAUGCUGGUGGUGAUUUGAGACUACACAAUUUUGCUCAUUUUCAACUCAGUGACAACAACAAUAAAAUGGUGUGUGAUGUUAAAUUUGUACUGGAGCAGAGGGGUUUAAUGGAACUAUGCAAGUUAGUUAUAAGACAGCACAUCAGUGGAAACAAAGAGAAAACUGCUUAUAUGUUGAAUCUCCCUAUGCCUUUAGCUAAGUUUGUAGCUAAUGUAGGUCCAAAGUAA
Molecule: messenger RNA, 1440 nt
Organism: Owenia fusiformis
Lineage: Eukaryota; Metazoa; Annelida; Polychaeta; Sabellida; Oweniidae
Source: the annotation of a GenBank genome assembly